UUCUCCUUGGACUUGGACCAGUUUCUUGAACCCAAAACCCGGUGGCUCCCGGCAGCAGCGGUGUUUAUUAUUAUUUUCCCAAGAAGUGUGUGUGUUUUUCACGCGACAACCACGACCCACCCACGACAGGUUUCGUGUUCUUUUUAUUUUGUGUAAUUUAUUUUCUAUUUUCCGCGGAUUUCGGAGGGUUUUUUUGGCCGUUUUUCGGGCGGUUCCGACGAAGUGUUUCGCGAUUUGCAAAAGACGUAAACCGAGCUUCCGCGCGAAGGAAAUUCAAGUGCAUACGAGUUCGAGUGUGAAGUGCAUAGAAGUGUGACUUUUUAUUCCCCCCCCUGCUUUCAGAGGGCCGGCAAACAGAAACAGAACUCUGAUCAUUCUCCUAGAACCAGUUUGAGCAGGUUGGAUUGCAUUUUAUGCUAUCUGGCUGCUGACUCGGCUUCGGUGCAGUCGGAUACUCCAAGAUCGUUAUCGGUGAACCGGCGGAGGGAAAGGCUGAAAAUCUGAUCUAGCAAGGGCUUUAAUUAGCAAAACCGAAAGGCGCCCAGAACGGGGAGAAGAAGAACAAAUAAAAAAAAAAGAUAGUGAAUAGCGAACUCGGAAAAUCGGAAGUUUGAAGUUAUCACCGAUCUCUCCCCAGUGUGUUUGGAAGAAAUAUUGCCAUCGGAAGGCUAACAAGCAAAGGGCCCAAGUGUUCGAAUAGAAGAAAAAAGUGCAACAACAACAACGACAAAAACAAGAGCAACUUGAACGAAGCGACAGCAGUGAAGUUUAAGAAAAACAAAAUAGAAAGAUAGUGUGCCUGACAGCAUCCAGCGGAGUGAACGGCGAGGAUCGUGUAUCGUCGGAAGGCUUGAGAUCUCAAGGAUGUGGAAAUCAGCAGCGGUAAUACUGGUGGCAGCGGUGAUGCUUCUGUUCGAGGCCAGCUUUGCAAAAGAGGCCACACCGGCCCUCAUCGACACAGACUCGCCCAACCGGCAGGGCAAAGCAGUUUCAUCGCACUGUCCGCGCUCGUGUCCACUGGCCAGCACAAUUCAGGAUGCGAUCUGUGGCUCGGAUGGCCUCAUCUACGCCAACAGUUGCGAGAUGAAGAAGAAAACGUGCACCAAGAACGCCCCGAACAGUGUGACGGAGGACAAGAGUGGAUGCGAGCGGGCCAAAGGGUCGCAAUGUGGUCACCGUUGUCCCACCGACAAGGAUCUGGUUUGCGGAACCGACGGCAGAACGUAUCUCAAUCGGUGCAUGCUGAGAGUGCAGGCCUGCCGGGUUGGCACGGCUGCCGUCUCGAUAGCCCACGUUGGGGCUUGCGCCAACGGAAGCGUUAUCCGGGAAUCGUGUCCGGUGGAUUGCAACAGUGCCCCCCAAGAUGGACCGGUUUGCGCUUCGGACGGCAACGUUUACAACUCAACCUGUCAGAUGAAACUGAUGACCUGUGGCCAGGGAGUGGUGCGAACCAGCCGGAAGCACUGUCAGAGCACCCGCAACUGUCGGGAAUCCUGCUGGCGUGUUGCCCGGCCAACGUGUGGUUCGGAUGGACGUUUGUACGCCAGCGCCUGUAAGAUGCGGUCGUCCAACUGUGGAAAGCACGUGUUCGAGGUUCCCAUCUCGUACUGUAUGUCCCAGGAACGUGCCGGAGGUAGUUCGCUUGCUGCAACCAAUAAAAUCGAGGAUUGCCCAACGGAAUGCCCUCGCGAAAACCAGCAAAUGAUCUGUGGUAGUGAUUCGAACGUAUACACGUCGAUGUGUGAACUUAAAAUGCUGAACUGUGGUCAACGCAAAAAGAUUCAGGCCGUAUCCAUUGAUCGAUGCAAGCAGAAAAUGAGCCGCUGCAAGUCCAUUCCAGCCUGCAAACACCACUCGAAGAAUGGAGUCUCCUUCUUCGGCGAUCACAAGGAUCUGUUGUGCGGUACCGACUCCCGAACAUAUAACAAUGAAUGUGAAUUGGCAAGGGCUACCUGUUUACGAGGCGUCCAGCUAGCUCACAUCGGUGCCUGUACUCAACUCAAAACAAAGUCCGAUAUAAACGAAUGCUUGGAAUGUAACGAGGAGGAGGAAAAGCUUACCCCCAUCUGUGGCUCCGAUGGUAACACCUACCGAUCCCUGUGCGAACUGAGGCAGAAGACCUGCGGACUUCGUGUGGUUCCGGUUUCGCUGAAGAACUGCGCUACGACAGCUAACUGUGAAGCCAACUGUGAAAGGAUUCUUACAAACUACGUUUGCGGAUCGGACAACAAACUCUACCCGAACGAGUGCCACAUGCGAAAGGAAAACUGUGGCAAGCACAUGUUCGUGGUCCCGAUGAAGCGUUGUCUGGCUGCGUUCACCUUCAAGGGAUGCUCGAGGAUCUGCCCGCAGGAGUUCGAACCGGUGUGUGGCACGGACGGGAAAACAUACUCGAACGAGUGCUUCCUCAGCAUCGAAAACUGCCGAUCGAGGUCGCUGGUUCAGAAGAAACACGUUGGACCCUGCGGUAGACCCGAGGAACCCUCGCACAACUAUUUGUAUUAGAAACAUCCCCAAAAUUGGCACACAUCAGUCAGCAAGCCUGUUUCACCAAUCAAUUCUGUCUUCCUUGUUGAGUUUUUAUCAGUGAUGAAAAAAGAAGACUCAUUGCCACAAACUGUUCUUAUCGUACAUCACGGCUGUUUAGGCUGUGUAGGAGUAGUUCCGUAAUUAAAAUAAUUGCUCUAAAUAAAAGACUAGCGACGAAGAGACGAGGUUACGCACCUGAUAUGGCGACCGGAAGAAAAGUAUUAGUAUUUUGACAACCUCACUCAACUAUUCGACUGCCACUUGUUUCUAGAUGGAAAUGAGACCGGAGAAUACAAGACUUCCAUUUUGCAUUUCUAAACAUUUUUCCAACGAAAACUCGAUUUUAUACUAUCUAUUUUUUACAAAAAUCACUUUUUAUACAAACAUACACAACAACAACAAAAAGAAUGAACCACUCGGCGAAAACCGCCGGGUUUGGGCUCUAAUUAGUUCAAAUGCUAAGUUUUAGUCAUUAGGCACGUGUAAAAAAGGAGACAAGCUAAACAAAAAAAUAAAACUUUCUUUGUUUUAUUAUUAUUUUUAAAUAGUUUCGUAGUCAAACUAGCACACCCGAAGUAAGAUCACGCUCGCACGCAUGUGUGAAUGAUCCACCUAAAUUAUGUAAUUUAUUGCUAGAGCGAGCAACGAAAUCAUUGUAAACGUAUUUAUAUUUAAAAAGGUAAAAAGAAAGAAAAAAGGAAAACAAUGUGAACGCCUUUCGAUGUUUUCAACUGAAGAACAAAACAAAAACUCGAAACAAAACGAUAGUUUAUUGAAUCGUUAGUGAUUAGCAUAAAAAGUAUACCGCUUCAGUAGGUUUUGUUUGUUAGCACAGGAAGGGAAAAAAGAAAAAAAAAAGUAAGAGAAGCGGGAAUAGAAAUAAAUGAAUAUUAAGUAAAUAAAAAUCAAACCUAAAAUUGACUGUCAAAAGUGAAUACGUUAUGUGCGGAACACAACCACAUUUUUCAAUGCAAGAAAAAUUGAUUUUGCUGAAAAUUGAAAUAAA
This is a messenger RNA of Toxorhynchites rutilus septentrionalis, 3535 nucleotides long. RefSeq names its product serine protease inhibitor dipetalogastin. Lineage: Eukaryota; Metazoa; Arthropoda; Insecta; Diptera; Culicidae. The coding region runs from base 865 to 2505 and encodes 546 amino acids. Gene Ontology annotation, biological process: multicellular organism development; cell differentiation. The record is from RefSeq and is a predicted model, not a curated record. Gene Ontology annotation, molecular function: protein binding. The transcript has 5 exons.